This is a messenger RNA of Oryza brachyantha (malo sina), 2015 nucleotides long. Its product is annotated as zinc finger CCCH domain-containing protein 65. NCBI's taxonomy places the organism in Eukaryota, Viridiplantae, Streptophyta, Magnoliopsida, Poales, Poaceae. Gene Ontology annotation, molecular function: metal ion binding; mRNA binding. The transcript is spliced from 10 exons. The record is from RefSeq and is a predicted model, not a curated record. Bases 136 to 1728 code for a protein of 530 amino acids.
CUCUCUAGGGUUUUUCCCCACUUUCGUUACUUCGCUUCGCUUCCCCCACCUGCUCUCGUCUCCAUCACCGUCUCUCUCUCUCUCUCUCUCUCUCAUCGGUCUCCUCCACCUCCGAGGAGAGCCCCUCCCAACCCAAUGGCGGACGCCGACGCGAGGGCCCCGCCCAAAUCGGACCCCGACGCGACGCCGAUCGGCUCGAUCUCCCCCUCAUCCCGCUCCUCCGCCGCCGCCGCGUUCGAGGAGGUGGAGGAGCUGCUCACCGGCCUCGCCGUCGCCGAUCGCGGGGACCUGCUGCUGCUGCCCAAGCCCACCGGCUGGGAGGAUGGCCCCGCGGACGGCGUUGGCGGUGGGGGAGGCGAGGACUCUGGCGAGAAGCUGCCCGGUGAGGUGUCGGCGGCGGAGGCGGAGGGUGGGGGUGGUGGUGGUGGUGCUGCGGCGGAUUCGAGGCCGCGGUUCCCGAGGCGGCCUGGGGAGCCGGACUGCACCUACUAUGUCAAGUUCGGGAGCUGCCGCUUUGGGAUGAAGUGCAAGUUCAAUCACCCGGCGAGGAAGAAGAAGAGUAGGGUGAAAGGUAGUAACGGUGGUAGUGGCAGCGGGAGCAACAGCAGCAGUAAUAAGGCCUCUUCGCCUGAUGAUGAGCAGCAGGCUCCUAAAGAGGAAUAUGGAAGCUAUGUUCCGGAUAUUUCAGUUGAAGCUGAUUCUUUGGUAUUUGCUGACAAGGGGAGUACAUCUAACUCAGAAAACUUUAAGAAAAAAUCGUAUGAGAUUAUUGAUGUGAAGAAGGUAAGAGUGGAGCCAAAGGAACUAAAGGUUGCCAAAGAGAAAAGAAAGGAAUUUAUUUCAGAAGUUAGUUCUCAGGAGGAAUGCAAGUAUUAUUCUACACCUGGAGGAUGCAAGUAUGGGAAAUCUUGUAAAUACCUCCACCGUGCUGGAAAAGAGGGGAAAACAGAUGCUGAAAAGGUUGACCUGAACUUUCUAGGUCUUCCACUUCGUCCAGGGGAAAAGGAGUGUCCCUACUAUAUGCGCACCGGGAGCUGCAAAUAUGCCACUAACUGCAAGUUUCACCAUCCUGAUCCUUCUAAUGUUGGUUCUAAAGAUCCACAGUUGGAGCAUGAUAAUGUGGAUACUCCACAGCAAGAUGUUCAAGGGUCAUCAUCUCAGCCAAAUGCUUCAAUUUGGCCGGAUCAGAGAACAGUGAAUGAGCAUCAUGUUCCUUACUUAGCUCCUUCUCCAUCGUAUGGUGCAGGAAUGCUUCCUCCUCAAGGAAUGUAUCCGCCUCCUGAAUGGAAUGGGUAUCAUCAGGUUCCAUUGAAUCCAUAUUAUCCUCCUGGAGUCCCUUUCCAACAUUUUCCAGCUCCUAUAAAUCAUCCUAUGUACAAGCCAGCAGAAAUACCUGGACAUCAGCAGGCUGCUUCUGAGGAAUACCCGGAGAGACCUGGACAACCUGAAUGCCAGUAUUUUGUGAAGAGUGGUUUUUGCAAAUUUAGGAUGAAGUGCAAAUAUCACCAUCCAAGGUCACCGGUGCCUCUACCAGCAGGAGCUCUUAGCCCUCUUGGCUUGCCUAUAAAACCUGAUCAGCCUGUGUGCACAUACUAUGGUCGGUAUGGGGUCUGCAAAUUCGGUCCAGCUUGCGCAUACAAUCACCCCUUCAAUUUUGGUCCUGUACCUGCAGCAGGGCCUCCUCUCCUCCCUGCUCAAUACCCCACCCCAGGAAACUACACUCUCUGAAGCAGUCACGAGCGAUUUUUCAUCGUCGCCGCGAUGCUUGUAAUAACUUCACUUGUAAGAUAGCGUAGCCGAAAGCUGUACGUGGGGUUCACUCGCUUGACGGUAGAGAGAUCUGGCUUGGAAAUGGCAACGAAGUUGCAUCAAGCUGGGUACAUUGCCGAUGGAAUUCAUGGAAUUAAACAAAACCUGUCAAAACUCCCGUUACAUUGUACAGCAUGUAGCCUCUCCGUAUACAACUGCUGGCGUCCGACUGAGUCCCAUAUUGCAGCUUCAAUUGUUCCAUGACA